Molecule: messenger RNA, 1253 nt
Organism: Hevea brasiliensis (rubber tree)
Lineage: Eukaryota; Viridiplantae; Streptophyta; Magnoliopsida; Malpighiales; Euphorbiaceae
Exons: 1
Coding region: 369-1097 (242 amino acids)
Source: RefSeq, a predicted model, not a curated record
GCCUUCCUCGUAAUUUUAGAAGGUAAAAGGGGCAAAAAUCUAACUUAAUUUCCUUUUAUCUCUGGUGUGAUUCCGCCAUUUCACUCUGCGCUCCAAAAGGAAGAGAUUUCAUUAAACAGACCCUUUUUUUAAUUAAAUUUCUCCUUUGCCUUUCCAUUGAUAGAAUAUUUUCUCUUUUGUAUUCAUUCAAUCUCGUGCACACACAACACAAAAAGAACAAUCAAUCAAAAGCAGCAUAGAUUUUUGCAAAUAUAACCCUAUCUUCAGCUCUCAUUUCUCUUUUAGGCCUAGGGUUGUGAUCGGUUUUGCCUUAGGUUCUCCUCAAUCUCAACCAAGAAACGCCACCAUUCGUUUUUCAAUUUUUUUUUAUGAUCAUUAUUUCGACUUUUCUAUUCAUCAAGCAGAAUCCUUUCAAAGGUUUUGAUUCCCAUCAGCAAUCAAAUUUACCCAUCUUUUAUCUCCAGGGCAUCUUUAUCCUGCUGCUAUUAAUUGCAGCACAAUCUCGCUCCAUUUCUUGUUCUCUCACAAACUACCAACGCUGCGAUCAAAACCAAGAAACCAUGAAGGUGCAUCCAAUGCCCAAGAAGAGAAACAACAUAACAAUCCAAUACUACAUCAACAAUACCAACGGCAAUAACAUCAGCCAUCAGAGGGACCCAUCUUCCGGUGGGUCCCACAAGAAGCUAAGGAGGCUGCCCCACAUCUUCAGCCGGGUCUUGGAGCUUCCUUUCCGAUCGGAUGCUGAUGUAUCGGUCGAGGAAAAUCCAGAUUGCUUCCGAUUCGUGGCGGAAACUGAUAAUAUCGGCGAUGUGAGAGCUCAUACGAUCGAAAUCCACCCUGGGGUCACUAAAAUCGUGGUUAGGCCAAAUGGGUAUUUGGAAUUAUCCUUAUUGGAUGAUUUGGAAUUGGAUAUGUGGAGGUUCAGGCUGCCAGAAUCGACACGGCCGGAGCUCGCUAGCGCGGUUCUAGAGGACGGAGAGUUGAUUGUGACGGUGCCCAAGGUAGAUGAACUGGAGGAGGAAGGAAAUGAUAAUAAUGGGGAAUUUAGAGGAGGUAUGGGAAAUAAUAACAGUGCUAGGCUUGUGCUUGUACAGUGAUAAUCAUAAUUGCUGCUCUUUAGCUUUUCGCUUUUGUUCUUUUCUUUAAAUGAAUGUUGUUGUGCAAGCUAGGUUUUGAAGUUGGUGGUUUGGAUUAGGUUUUGUAUUUCUGCUUUUGUUUUUGAAUGAAACAAGUUCUCUUUAAUUUUUGCACAA